Molecule: messenger RNA, 2366 nt
Organism: Blastomyces gilchristii SLH14081
Lineage: Eukaryota; Fungi; Ascomycota; Eurotiomycetes; Onygenales; Ajellomycetaceae
Product: UV excision repair protein Rad23
Exons: 7
Coding region: 410-1570 (386 amino acids)
Biological process (GO): proteasome-mediated ubiquitin-dependent protein catabolic process; nucleotide-excision repair
Cellular component (GO): nucleoplasm; cytosol
Molecular function (GO): damaged DNA binding; ubiquitin binding; polyubiquitin modification-dependent protein binding
Source: RefSeq, a predicted model, not a curated record
GAUAUGCUGUACAACCCCCAGAUCGACAACCAAGGUACAAAAGCUUGGCAUAAUUCAGCCGCAAUCACGUGGUGACAUGCUUACGUCAGCCAAUCGCCAAGCCAGCAAGCAGAAGGCAGGCCUUUGCAAGCCCCAGCAGACGCAACCGCUCCAGCCAACUUAUCCGCAUCCAGCUCAUCCUGACAUCCUGACAUCCUGACUUCCUCCUGACUUCUUCGCGUUGCUUCUUCCCCUCCAUCCCCCCACCAGUUCCUUGCCACCUCCUACGCCCAGCUGCUCUCCAUCGUCCUCAUAGCUUAUAACCCGUCCCGCUUUAUCUCUCCAGUCUUCUUCUACCCACCUGCUUUAUUCAUAUCAUUUCCCCUCUCUCAUCAACUGCCCCCCAGUUGAACCUCGUCGGUGGCGCAAGAUGAAGUUGACGUUUAGAGAUUUGAAGCAGCAGAAGUUCGUGAUCGAGGCCGAACCUUCGGAGACGGUUGGCCAGGUCAAGGAGAAGAUUUCCCAAGAGAAGGGCUGGGAUGUCGCGCAACAGAAACUUAUCUAUUCGGGCAAAAUUCUACAAGAUGCAAAUACUAUUGAAUCAUAUAACAUCGAGGAGAAAGGCUUCAUAGUGUGCAUGGUCUCAAAGCCUAAACCAGCCCCCUCAACGUCAGCAGCCGCAUCUUCUCAGGCUCCUUCGACUCCCGCUCCCGUCGCCGCUUCAACCCCUACAGCUCCCGCCCCCCGCUCCAAUCCAACCACUUCAGAUGCCCCCGCUACGCCGUCGCCUGCAGCUCCAGCUGCUGCCCCAGCUGUGGGUGGUGCCGCUACGUUCAACGACCCGUCAGCUCUUCUUAUGGGCCCUCAGGGUGAACAAGUAAUCGCACAGAUGGAGUCUAUGGGAUUCCCAAGAAGUGACAUAGAUCGAGCUAUGAGAGCUGCGUUUUUUAACCCAGAUCGAGCCAUCGAGUAUCUCCUAAAUGGCAUCCCAGAAACCUCUCAGGCUGAGCAACGAGAAGCCGCCCCUGCGCCGCCAGCGACAACGGCUCCUACCGGCGGCGCAGCGCCAGCAGCAGCAGCCACUGAAGGCGAUGAGCACGUCAACCUUUUCGAGGCUGCAGCACAAGCUGGCACGCCCCAAGCGGGUGCAACCGGGCGCGGCGCUCGAGCUGCAGGACAGGGACUAGCUGCAGCAGCCGAAGGGCAAGGAGGAAGUCUUGGCAACUUAGAUUUCCUACGGAACAACCCCCAUUUCCAACAGCUACGACAGCUCGUGCAGCAACAGCCGCAGAUGCUCGAGCCAAUCCUGCAACAAGUUGGCGCUGGUAACCCACAACUCGCGCAACUCAUUGGGCAGAACCAGGAUCAGUUUCUCCAGUUACUCAGCGAAGAUAUCGAUGAUGAUGCACAGUUACCGCCAGGCACGCAUCAGAUCACUGUGACGGAGGAGGAAAGAGAUGCAAUUGAAAGGCUCUGCCGUCUAGGAUUCCCUCGCGACUCCGUUAUCCAAGCCUACUUCGCCUGUGACAAGAACGAGGAACUAGCAGCAAAUUUCCUAUUCGAGCAACCUGACGAGGGUGACGAUAAUUGAAGGGAAAAAAAUUGUGGUCCUUUCCUUCCCUUCUGCGCUCACCAUGGAGCAUGCCCCCUAUCUAUCCACCAGUACCUAUUUAACUUCGUAACUUAAUUCAUCUCGUGACACCCUCCUCCACGUUACCAUUCGCUUGUACUUAAAAAUUUCUCAUCCACACAUCCAUCCCUUCGUCCAUCCGUCCAAUGAAUGACCCCACUCAACCUCAUGUUCCCCCUUUCCCCCUGUCCCUUCUACUUCCCUUUACUCCCUCAGAUAUGAAAUCUCUCGCUACCCGCUUCAUUCAACCCUCACCCCCCAACACACCUUGGCUCUCAAAUAAUUUAAGCAAACAUCAAAUCCUAUCAGCUAUUCUUCCUGCUGUUAUUUCUGUUGUAUUUCUCCUUCAUUUCUGCUUCAUGCUCUCUCAAACUACUGGACGUACCCUACCGGCAAUCUAGCACUACUAGCAAUAACUAGCACGCGAAAUGGAAAGCUCAAACUGUGUUUAAUGUUUCGACCUCCGUUAUGGUUUGCUUGAGUGGCUUAACUGCUUUCUUGUUUCAUUUUUAAUUAACUACUUAAGCUACUGGGCCUGGCAUGUUUUUUGCUUGAGAAAUUUUUUUCUUCUUUAUUUUCCCCCCUCCCCCGUCCUUUCUCGCUUAGCGUUAAAUCAAUUUAAUCAAUUUGAGUUGGUUUUGACGUUGUUUCCCAUUUUCGUUGUAAUAUGCAUUAUUACUACUAUGAUAAAGAGAUCUACUCUUAAAGGAGACAUAGUCCGUAUUUACCAAUGAUAAAUUAAGCUAUGCCCGCCUGC